This is a messenger RNA of Anisakis simplex (herring worm), 606 nucleotides long. NCBI's taxonomy places the organism in Eukaryota, Metazoa, Nematoda, Chromadorea, Rhabditida, Anisakidae. The record is from the annotation of a GenBank genome assembly.
AUGACGGUUUGGAACGAGUACGACAAUGUUACUGAGCGAAAUAUCACCUAUCGAGACCGAAGAAACGAAAUGCUUCUUGGACGUGAACAACCAAACUUCAUGUGCGCUNUCUUAUCGAUGAGCUCAAGAUUCGGUGAUGAUUUUGAUUUGGGCGAAUCGUGUAUGAUAAUCCCAUCUUUAUGCGAUGUGCUAGUCACAAUAGCCGUACUCUUGCAUUUGCAUCAUACGUUAUCCGCUAGUUGCAAGUGUGCAACCAAUGCAUAUCUUUAUAUGGCUUGCCUCAACUGGCUUACGAUUGCACUCUCUCUUUAUGUGAUUCGUGAAAGGUGGAAUCGGCAAACUCUGCAUUAUGGAAUGCAUUUUGGUGCACCGUUUCCAAAUAUAUGGAGCUUUUGUCAGAUUAUUGCUUGCUUUCAUACAUUUACGAAUAUCAGUCAACUGUUAUCCGAUUUUUGCUUUCCGAAGAUCAGUAUUCGACUUGAUAAACAACUUGACAAAAUGACGGCUAAAAUGACCGAGAACAUGUUCGAUGUUGACGGACCUGCUUAUCCUUUGAAUGAUGACUGGAUGAUUCGACCUUUCAAUAAUCGAAGUCUUUGGGGCUAA